Aspergillus nidulans FGSC A4 is the source of this 504-nucleotide messenger RNA. RefSeq lists its product as uncharacterized. The record is from RefSeq and is a predicted model, not a curated record. Bases 1 to 504 code for a protein of 167 amino acids. Lineage: Eukaryota; Fungi; Ascomycota; Eurotiomycetes; Eurotiales; Aspergillaceae. The transcript is spliced from 2 exons.
AUGGAACCGAGAUACAAGCUUCUGGAAAACCUUCCGCUUAGUGUUUGGCUAUACCUUAAAGACUUCCUGCAACCAACCGACCUUGAAAAUAUCCUUGUCACAGGCUCACACCUCUGGAAACAUAUCUUCAAAGACACAAAAUGGCUUGAAUUUGCUCAGACAUUUGAUCAAUAUCAUGCUAUGAAAGUUCUUGGACCAGCUGAUAUGACGACGCCAAACGCAAACCCUAGGGAAGUCUGGGAUCAGCCUGCCUCCGAUAGAGAGUCCAUCGAAUCUGGCUGCAUCCUCAAAACUUGGCAUAUGCAGAAAUUCGAAAAGUUGCAAAUAGUGCCAAGGCGUGCCAAUGGGAAUGCUAGGCACCGCUGGCCUGUAAUGGUCAAUUUCGAGACCGGCGAGCAUUACGAACAUGUUCUUGAGGACUGGGAUGAGUUUUUUGAAAGAUCUACCCGGCAGGACCCUUCAUUUCGGGACCUCUUUAAUCGAAUUAUGAAUAUCCGCAGAUAA